AUGGACGGUCGAUCGUCUACGACAGCAGAACCCAAGCAUAACUACGCUACCAUUCCCUGGCCGAACCUGACAACCAGUCUUCCUGUUCAGCAUCCGACAAGUGACGUCGCAAGCCCUAUCCUGCAGACCCCCAUCGAACUUUUGCUCUUAUCGCAGCAUUCGGUCUACCACCAAAGUCAACUGUUGAGCUACAACCGACUGUUUGCCCCCGGGCGCGCAGGAGGAGGCGGUGGUGGACUGCAGGGUUCUCCUACCGCGCCCGCAAAGUCCAGGUCGAGAUCGUCCAGCAAGGUCUCUAACAAGGACUCGUCGUCAUCAAAGUCGAACGGCAACCAGAACUGCCAUGGGAAUAAACAGUCAAGGAACACUGACAAGGCCGAUCGUGCGCUUAUAGCUGUGAAAGAAUCAGCUUCGCCCAAGAUGCCUCCGAAGGAGAAGGACGGCUCCAAAACCCCUAAUGUCUCUUCCUCUUCCCAUGCCACUUCCGCAGCGUCAUCAAACGCGCCUUCCUCAGCUCCCCAACCAACAGCAACAACAUCAACAAAUAAUCCUCCACCCAAACAAGCCCCAGCGGCUCGACUGCCAGCAGUCCAGGCGAGCUCCGUGCCGUCAACGCCCCAUCAGCAUGCUAGAAACUAUUCAUUCGAGGACCGCGAGCAGUCGCCAAAUGCCAUCCAAAACCACUCGCCACGCUCUACGUACUCCGAAUCCAACGUCGUCCCGACUUUCAGGCAGCUGCCGCCACGGCUAGGUGGCUGUGCCUUUGAGACUGCCAUGAUUCGGGGUAGGAGACGAAUUCCAUAUAGCCUGGGCGAUCGCCGUCUCGAAAAGGUUGAGCCAAGCAAGAUCAAGAGCAGCCUCUCGGAGGACGAGGAGAGGAGACUGACCACCGACAUGCGGGAGCUGUUUGAUCGGUUAAAACCUACCGAGAAGGUCAAGGCGAACCGCGACAAACUCAUCAAGAAGCUGGAAAAGAUGUUCAACGAGCAAUGGCCGGGCCACAGUAUAAAGGUGCAUCUAUUCGGAUCAUCGGGCAACAAGUUGUGCUCUGAUGAUUCCGAUGUGGACAUCUGCAUCACGACUGACUGGAAGGAAUUGGAGAACGUCUGCAUGAUUGCCCAGUUGCUCCAAAAGCGCGGUAUGGAAAAGGUGGUAUGCGUCUCUUCAGCCAAAGUCCCCAUCGUGAAGAUAUGGGAUCCCGAGCUCGGCCUUGCGUGUGAUAUGAAUGUCAACAAUACGCUGGCAUUGGAGAACACGCGCAUGGUGUUGACGUAUGUCGAGAUCGACGAGCGCGUCCGGACGUUGGCGAUGGUUGUCAAGCACUGGACACGGAGAAGAACAAUAAACGAUGCAGCAUUCGGUGGUACGCUCAGCUCCUACACCUGGAUUUGCAUGAUUAUCGCCUUUCUGCAACUUCGAGAUCCGCCAAUAUUACCUGCCCUCCACCAAAAUCCGCACAAGAAGCAGCCGUCCAAAGACGGCCAACCGAGCGAAUUCGCCGAUGACUUGACCAAGUUGCGAGGGUACGGAGCCAAGAACAAGGAGACUCUGGGCGAACUGCUUUUUCACUUCUUUAGGUUCUACGCGCACGAGUUCGACUUCGACAAGUCGGUAAUAUCCGUUCGGCUGGGCAAGCUCAUCUCCAAGGACGAGAAAGGCUGGACCUAUACGCUGAACAACAUGCUCUGUGUCGAGGAGCCGUUCAACACAAUACGGAAUCUGGGCAACACAGCAGACGACACGUCCUUCAGGGGUCUCCAUCUUGAACUUCGACGUGCGUUUGACUUGAUUGCUGAGGCAAAGCUGGAUGAGUGCUGCGAGCAGUUCGUGUUCCCUAAAGAGGAGGAGCGCGUAUGGCAGAAGCCAGCCGCAGCUCCGCGUCCAGUCUUGGUCAGGAGCUCGUCUCAGCAACAUUCAAACAGGGGAGGAAGAGGAAAUUAUCGAGGCAGUCGCAACCACCGAGGUAACAACCGGAGGGCAUCGUCGAGCAUUGCCUACGAGAACAAUCCAACCAUGCCUCAGGCUCAGGGCCAAGCGACCUUCCAGCCUACUUUGAUGCAGGAUGGCCAGUGGUAUGCGACCAUGGGCCAGGCCCAAUACCAAUAUGUGACGAGCGAUGGCUUCGUCAACCCCAUUUACGGAACGACGGCGAUUCCAAUAGACCAGAACACUUUCCGAUUGCAGCAGUUGUACUCACAACAUUGGGUCGCCGCACAGCAGCAGGCCAUGAACAUGGCCAACAUGCAGCAACGUAUGAGCAGCUCAAGCAACCAGCCGACCGAUAGAUCUCGGGCUGGCUCUUUCGACCAGCCUCCGCUCUCUGCGCCGCUUCGCCCUGAGCUGAAUUACGUGUGGCCACAAUACGCAAUGUCUGGGCAGUUUUACCAGUCUCCAGUCAGCGCAUAUCCGUCUUCACCUGCCACUGCGGCUACUCCUGCGACGACCGGAGGUUCCGAGUUCCGGAGGAGUUUACACAGGAACACGGUUACGGGCGAGUCUGGUGGGGCCUCGAGCAGCUCGACGCUUAGAUCGCAGUCCCAGCCAGCUUCUCGAAGCUCGAUGCCAAUAAAUGGUCACGGUGGCACCGGCGGACAGCCUCAGAGUCAGAUAGCUCAGGCAGCUGGGUCCGCGGCGACUGCAGCCAACGGCAUACAAGUAUAUGCGAAUGGAUUGACGUCCUUGCAAACAACUCAUGCCAACGGUCAACACCUCAACUUUGUUCAGAACGAAGAGGUGAUUGACACCGACAUUGAAGGCAAGUCAUCUUCUGGCUCGCCACCGCCUAUUGUGGAAGACAGCCAUACGGGCUAUGUCGGCUAUUACCUGAAUGACGGCUCGAAUCCGAUCAAGAAGCCUAUGCCAAGUGGCCUACAGAGCAGCAUUCCCAACGGGGCGCCUUCGUUUGGUGACAUGUCACAGAGCACGUUUGCCCGGCGGCGUCUUUCGGCGGACCACCAAUCGCCACAGUCAAUUCUCGACCGCAGAAUGAAGCGAACCUCGCGCUCCCCCUCGCCACUUGGCCACGCUAGGGCGUUUUCAGUGGGUACGGCAGCGCCCGCUUCAGCAGGGACAACGUCGACCUUUCAAAAUGGCAACACAAGCAAGCUGUCGAUCGAGGCCAAGCCAGUAGUUGUGAAUGGUUCCGCAUCCCAUUCGACGUUGUCUUCUGUGUCAAGUCGGCAGCCUUCGGCUACUGAGAGCAUCACAUCCGAGACACCGAGCUUCGAGACCCCGAAUUAUGUUUCACAAACAAGUAUCGGCUCUAAUGGAUACAUGUCCGACAAAGUGCUUUCAAACAGCUCAGCAUCUAGCCAGGCAUCUGCAGCACCCAGCGAUAGGCCACUGGUUGUAAACGGCUCCAGCACGCCCUCGUCUUCAGUGGCGCCCCCAGUCCUGAUCCCUGACUCCAAGUCGUUUAAUCAGCGCAUGGCAGCUAUGGGGACAUUUUCACAAUCUCCGACAGCUUAUCAUAGGAUAAUUCCGAACCCGGCGGUCGCGGCGCAAUUCUCUCAGCUGUCACCUGCGGGUAGGUUUCACAACGUGCACCGGGCGCAACAAAACGGCGUCAUUGCGCCUCUAGACCUGGCAAUGCCGGAACAUUCUAUGCCCAUGCCCGACUUUACGCAUCUCUCGCCUGUUUAUGAGACGCGGACGCCGUCGCCAACGGUUACUCGCAAGUUUGACGGCCCUGCGCCCUCGCAAGGUUUAAUGGCAAGUGUCGUGCAGAACAAUGCAAGGAACACACAGCAAGCGGAAGGGUUGAAACCCAAGCAAAGAUCGAGCGCCAACGUGAAACACGAAAACGCCAAGCCCAAUGGGCAUACAAACGGUCACGGGCCUGCCUCACCUACAAGGGAUCGCGUUGUGCCUCGGGUAGAGACGGCCAUUUCCCCAACCAGCGUACAAGCGAGUGAUUGGCAGAAGACUAAGAGUCGAAAGAAGCCGAGCAUCGUCAAUAGCACACAGCACACCGGAUCGGGUGCAGAGCAGCCACCAAAGAACGACGCAGACCGGAAGGGGGGUUGA
This is a messenger RNA of Pyricularia pennisetigena, 4026 nucleotides long. RefSeq lists its product as uncharacterized. The record is from RefSeq and is a predicted model, not a curated record. Gene Ontology annotation, molecular function: nucleotidyltransferase activity. The transcript is spliced from 4 exons. NCBI's taxonomy places the organism in Eukaryota, Fungi, Ascomycota, Sordariomycetes, Magnaporthales, Pyriculariaceae. Bases 1 to 4026 code for a protein of 1341 amino acids. Gene Ontology annotation, biological process: RNA 3'-end processing.